AAGGCCACAACGCCAGUCCACCCUCGGAUCACAAUUCAACGGCCCGAACACCUUCUCACCAACUCAAGAGCGGCGGCGGCAGCCACCCUGCCUCCCGGCGGACUCGAUCGAAGCGCAGCGCAGCGCCGCCGCUGUUGCCAAAGGCUCUUUUCUUUUGUUCCGUCCAACACCACCACCCCGGCGACGCUAUGGAGAAGAGCAGUGGCACCGCCGCUGGAGGCAGCGCGCCGCCUUCGCCGUUCCACAUGGAGGAUUUCCAGCUGGAGGGGAAGAAGCCCGUCAAGAACCCCUUCGUCCCCAUCGGUGCAUUGGUGACUGCUGGAGUUCUGACUGCUGGUCUGAUCAGCUUCCGAUAUGGGAACUCUCAACUGGGCCAAAAACUGAUGAGGGCGCGUGUUGUUGCGCAAGGUGCAACAGUCGCUCUAAUGAUUGGCAGUGCUUACUACUAUGGUGAUCAAAUCAAGCUGUUUAAGAAAGGAUCUAGCCCAUGAACUUCGCUGGAUCGGAUGUUGCUCCUUUUAGUAUAUGGAAUGCCAUAUGUACGCUGAAAUUGCACCUGGAUCCUGCUGUGUGUCCCUCCUAACAUUGGGCUUAACCCUGUCAUUUUGGCCUGACAUGUAAUAGCUAACCAGAAAUGGGUAUUGGUUCAAUCGGCAGGCCUGAUAAUAAAUAAUUUAUUUGUUGAUUA
Panicum hallii is the source of this 688-nucleotide messenger RNA. Its product is annotated as RING-H2 finger protein ATL48-like. The transcript is spliced from 2 exons. The record is from RefSeq and is a predicted model, not a curated record. Lineage: Eukaryota; Viridiplantae; Streptophyta; Magnoliopsida; Poales; Poaceae. Bases 189 to 491 code for a protein of 100 amino acids.